Kogia breviceps (pygmy sperm whale) is the source of this 625-nucleotide messenger RNA. The record is from RefSeq and is a predicted model, not a curated record. Lineage: Eukaryota; Metazoa; Chordata; Mammalia; Artiodactyla; Physeteridae.
UCGGAGUCAGCCACUCAGCUAUCCUUGGUCACCAGGACCAGCCAACACCAUUUUUUGAGCUUAACUCUUUAUUACCAAUCAACCAUGAGCUCCCAGAUUCAUCAGAAUUAUUCCACCGAGGUGUAGGCCACCGACAACCACCUGGUCAACAUGCAUCUGCGGGCCUCCUACACCUACCUCUCUCUGGGCUUCUAUUUCGACCGUGAUGAUGUGGCUCUGGAGGGCGUGGGCCACUUUUUCCACGAAUUGGCCAAAGAGAAGCGUGAGGGCGCCGAGCGUCUCUUGAAAAGGCAAAACCAGCACAGCGGCCGCGCCCUCUUCCAGAAUGUGCAGAAGCCAUCUCAGGAUGAGUUGGGUAAAACCCAGGAUGCUAUGGAAGCCUCCAUUAACAUGAAGAAGAACCUGAACCAGGCCCUUUUGGAUCUGCAUGCCCUGGGUUCUGCCCGUGCAAACCCCCAUUUCUGCAACUUCCUGGAGAGCCACUUCCUAGAUGAGGAGGUGAAACUCAUCAAGAAGAUGGAUAACCACCUCUGCCGGCUUGCUGGUCCCCAGGCUGGGCUGGGUGAGUAUCUCUUUGAAAGGCUCACCGUCAAGUAUGACUAGGAGCCUCCGGAGCCCAGUGGCC